Athene cunicularia (burrowing owl) is the source of this 630-nucleotide messenger RNA. RefSeq names its product cyclin dependent kinase inhibitor 1B (gene CDKN1B). The record is from RefSeq and is a predicted model, not a curated record. Gene Ontology annotation, biological process: regulation of mitotic cell cycle; signal transduction by p53 class mediator. Gene Ontology annotation, molecular function: cyclin-dependent protein serine/threonine kinase inhibitor activity. NCBI's taxonomy places the organism in Eukaryota, Metazoa, Chordata, Aves, Strigiformes, Strigidae. Gene Ontology annotation, cellular component: nucleus.
AUGACCUUUGAAGUCUAUUUUCAAGCUCUUCCAGAAAUUAAAGACCUGGUUCAAGAAUUAUCCCUGCUGUAUACGCUGGCCAGAGAGCAGCACUGAGGAGAAAAGAUGGAGCAGCGGCCAGGGAAGACAACCCACGCCCAGAGGAACCUCUUUGGCCCCGUAGACCACGAGCAGCUGUGGCAGGACUUCCAGCACAUGCUGUACAACAGUGUUGAGGGGGUCCAGCAGAAGGGGAACUUCGAUUUCCUCUGGGACGUGCCAGCAGAGGGGCUCCUGCAGUGGGAAGAGCUCAAAAGCCAGGAGGUGCCCACCUUCUACCACAGCUGCGUGGUGGGAGAUGGUCAGAGACCACUGCAGCACCUGAACUGGCCCCUGGGCAGGGAGGACAGGAGUCACGUGGCUCAGGUGGCACUGACUGAGAAACCCAAAACUUCCAAGAAAACAGGGAGCAAGAGGAUCUGGGAAGGGAAGAAGACGAGACAGACAUGGUUAGCAGAUUACUACUCGGCAAAGAAGCGAAUCAAAACGAAUACGCAAGACGCUUCAAAGAAGGCAGCUUCUUGAAAGCCAGGAGAGGACUGGACUGGAGCAGUUGGAAACAUCUGCCAAGCUUCCUCAACCUUCAGAAAC